Coregonus sp. 'balchen' is the source of this 3890-nucleotide messenger RNA. NCBI's taxonomy places the organism in Eukaryota, Metazoa, Chordata, Actinopteri, Salmoniformes, Salmonidae. The record is from the annotation of a GenBank genome assembly.
GGGAAUAAUGUCCGGGUGAACAUGCCAUGUGGGGAAGAUAGCUGAAAAUGCCAGCAUUUCUAGCUUGGUAAUACGUUUUUGGACCAAUUGACAAUCUACCAAUUGAUAUCGUUAGACAGUUAUGAUGUCCUGCAAGUUCCUGAAUCUUAGCUAGCUUGUUCAAAGCCAAUCGAAAGUAUCCUAACGUUAGUUUGUUUACAAGUAGCUAGCUAGCUAGUACUGAUAUAAACCUAGCCAGUGUCAAAGAUGAGUCUUCUACCUCGCACUGCCGAGGAGUUCAGUUCUGCAGAGUACUGGGAACGCUUCUUCAAGAAGAGAGGAGAGAAGGCUUUUGAGUGGUAUGGAGACUACAACAAACUCUGUGGCGUGCUGCACAAAUACAUCAAACCUCGGGAUAAGGUGAGCAGGUACACUGACAACCUGACAUUCAUGUAGGGAAAUGCCCUUAAAAAUGUCAGACUCCACAGUCAAUUUGUCUUCUGCUGAAAUUGUCUCUACUGAAGAGCCAUGUAAGUCUUGUAUUAUAUGACGCAAGGAUGAAUUCCUAUCCAAAUGACUACUUUAUCAGGGUUAUUUAUUGAUAUACCUGACUCUUCUUUUAUAUGUCCUUUAGCAGACGCUUUUAUCCAACACGACUUACAGUCAUGCGUGGCUUGUCUCGUCUCUCCCAGGUCUUGGUGGUGGGCUGUGGUAACUCUGAGCUGAGUGAGCAGCUGUAUGACGUUGGCUACAGACAUCUGACCAACAUUGACAUUAGUGAGACGGUGGUGAAUCACAUGAACCAGAAGAAUGCCAAGCAGCGCCCAGACCUGACCUUCCAGACAGUGGAUGCCACCCAGACGCCCUACGAGGACGGAAGCUACCAGGCUGCACUGGACAAGGGGACACUGGAUGCCAUGGCCUCCCAGGAGGAGGGGGCUCUAGCUGGGAGGAUGCUGGCUGAGGUGUGCUGGUGUGGAGUAGCUAGACAGGGAUUAUAACAUGGUUUAACAAAGCCAGCAGCCCUGCACAUAGAGUAGCACUCCAGGAGGGUUGGCCACCUCUGGUAUACAUCUCAUUGUCUGUUAGUAAAAUGUGUCUUAAAGUUUAUUCACCUGCAAUAAACCCUUUAUGCCAUCUGUUUGUGUAGGUGGGCCGUGUGCUGGGUAUAGGAGGCCGCUACGUCUGUGUGACCCUGGCCCAGGAGAGUGUCAUCAAGCUGGCUGUGGAACACUUCGUCCAGGUAAAAGGCUUAGGUUUUUACAUGCAUUGAUAGUGAUAGAUGGUUGUCUUACCUACUUUAAUUCAAUUCACUCAGGAUAAGAGCGUUUUCUAAGUGAUUUAAAUGUUAAUGUAGGUGGGCUGGGCUGUGAGGCUCCAUUGUCUGGGUGACCCGGAGAGCCAGGAGGUCUCUUCCUUCGCCCUGCCUGUUUUCGUGUUGGUUUGCACCAAGUUCCGCCAGCCAAUGCCCAUGCCCAUCCUAGAGAUGUGCCAAGGGGAGGAUGGGGCCCCUGUGAGGCUUCCCGUGGUGGCAGACCUGCUGUCUGUGGUGAGAGAGCGCCAGGCGUACGCCAUGCUGAGACAGAGGCUCCGUACGGGUACAAACGCCACCUCUACCCCCUCGCUGACCCUCUGCCACGCCCCCACUGGGCGACCCCGUUACACCCUCACCGUACAGGACUGCCCCCCCGGUGCCAAGGUUCCCCGUGCCAACCACUUUGCCAUCUUCAUAGGUGAGGGACUUAUCGUAUGUCGGCACACCUGGGUGGAAAAACAUGGGUAUAUUUGUCUUUCCUUUCUGCGCUUGGCUGCAUACUAAACCUGGCUCUUCCUGUCUCAACCCCCACAGUGCCUCAGGGCAGAGAGUCUGAUUGGCUGUACGGCUCGGCCGAGGGGCGGGGCCAACUAGCGGCAAGCGCUAACUUCAGACGUCUGGUUGUCGUGGCCAUGCACAGGGAACAGGAGUAUACGGACAUGCAGGCUGUCCAAUCAGAGCUCUCCCCCAUGGUGAUGGAACUCGCCCCCCCUGGGAUGCCAGCCAAUCACCAAGUAGGGAAUUUGUGAUUAUUCUAUUUUGGGUUGUAAUAAAUAAUAAAUCUUUCCUAAUUUCUCUAUCAUCUCCCCCCCCUCAUUCCUUCACCCAUUUUCCCCAUGUCUCCCUCUCUCCAUCCCUGUCCCUCCCCCUGUAGGUUCCGUUCCUCUCGGUGGGAGGUGAGCUGGGUUGGAGGGAGGUGGUGAGUCGUGGUACCAGUGAUCUGAGUGGUCAGUACUCCGUAGAGGACGUGAGAGGAGAGGAUGGUCAGCUCUACCGUAGACUGGUGUUCCUGGGGAACGAAGGACUGGUCCAGUCAGAGAGCCGCCUCACUGACCCAGCAGCAGGUGAAAACACACACGCACAGUUUUUAUUACUUGAUGAGUUCAGUGGCUAACCGUCUCUUUAACUUUAGCAGCAGCCUCGUCUCAGAAGAAGAAGAGCAGAAGGAAAGCCAAGCCCUCUGCCCCUCCCCCUGUGACAACCCCCUCCCAGACACCAGGUGGCGCCCUGGAGGUGGACAAAGGCUUCCUCUGCUGUGCCCACCACAGGGUCAUGGUGGCUGGCCUUGCCAUGCUAGGCGUGGGCACCGACCACAACAAAGGUAGGUGUGUUUGCCAGCGUUGUCUGCAAGUCAGUCGCCCUGUGCCUAUGCCCACAUACCAGUCUGUGUUUGACACUUUUUCUCAAAUCCACUAUAUUUGCCUACAGGAAGUUUGGUCACUUGACACGUCAGGUCUGAUGAAUCCGCAAAAUGUAUCCUGUUUCCAAUAACUUCUCUGUAGACGUGUCAGUGCUCCUGGUGGGACUGGGUGGAGGAGGGCUGCCCCAGUUCCUACGGGACUUUGUACCUGGAGCCAAGGUAGAGGUAGUGGAGCUGGAUCCAGCAGUGCUGGAGGUGGCUCAGGGAUGGUUCGGCUUCACACCUGAUGACAGGCUCACUGUCACACUGGGAGAUGGACUGGAACGCAUUAACAACAUGGAGAGAGAAGGUGAGGGGGCUGGGGGAGAGGAGAGGAGAGAGGGAGAUAAGGAAGAAAUAGCAGAUACACAUUUAAGGUGGGAGGGGAAAAUAAAAGGUGGUUUCUAGAGCAAAUUUGCAACCACAAGCAUGCACAUGAUUAACACUAUUCUCUUACCUGUCCAGGUGGUCAUCAGUAUAAUGUCAUCAUGUUUGACGUGGACAGUAAGGACCCCAGUUUGGGGAUGAGCUGUCCUCCUCCUGCCUUUGUAGAUACAGCUUUCCUGGAGAGAGUUGGCAAACUGCUGACACCUCAAGGUUCAGUAAAACUUUUUUAUAACUAUCUUUCAAGGAGCUAGCCUGCUUUAUUUUCACAAUCGAAAAUGUUACAUUUUUCAAAGCCUGUAGACCUAGGUAUUAUCGAGGUGUAUCUUACCAUAUUACACCCUCCCUCCUCUGUCCGUCUCUGUCGCCCCUCCCAACCAGGUGUGUUCAUGUUGAACCUGGUGUGUCGUGACUCUGCAUUGAAGAAAAGUGUGUUGAGUCGUGUGCGGGGUGUGUUCCCGCAUGUGCUCUCCCGGGGCAUCGAGGGGGAGGUCAACGAGGUGCUGCUGUGCUCCAGGGGAACAGGGGAGACAGGGGUCCCACCCACCCUGCUGAAGGCAGGGAAGACCCUACAGGGAUCACUGGGCAUGAACAGCAGUGGAGCAGCAACCUGCAGCCCUCAGAUAGACAUCACUGAGCUACUAGAGGACCUGAAGGUGGCAUGAGGAAGGAGGGAGGGAGAAGAAGGAGAGGGGGAGGAGGAGAAGAGGACUUUGUGAACAAGCAUCAUUUUCAUUUUAAUUCUCAAAAUGCGUGAUGAACUCGUAUACUGUACUGUAUGAAAUAAAAACGUACAGAUGUAUUCUGAACAAA